UUCGCGUUUAGUUCGCUCGGAGGAGUCGAGCGCUGCGAACGUUGAGUCGCGACAAUAGUUUCUCCGAACGGAAAAAUUGUGUCGCGUGUGCCCCGAAGAUCAGUGGUACUUUUAUAAGAUAUGGAUUAUGUGCAUGCCCCUUUGUGAAUAUUUUGUGUUUUACUCCAGCGUCCCCGGACCACCCUUUUAGCUGACUUCCAUUUGUAAGUUGGAGCAAUCGUUAUCCAGUUCGUAACCAUGGAGACGUUGCAAGCUGUGUCCGUCCCGUGGCUAUCCACUUUAGUUCUUCUCUGCUCUUUCUUUUCAACACACACCCUUGACACCAAGAUACACGAGCACAUGACAGCCGACGAGCUCCGAAGCCUCUUCCACGUGGAACAUCAAAGCCUGGUACCAUCCUAUCACCUGGUCCACUUACACCACAUAGCCAGGCGGUACAUCCCACACCUAAACGCCCACGGGUCAUCCAAGAAGAUCCUACACGAAAAGGCUGAUACGAACGAGAAAAUGUAUGCCAAAACAAGAGAUGCCAUCAAAGAGGAAAUUGGUGAUUUAAAUGAAACAGUGAGAGUGGAGUUUGACGCGAAUUUAAGUGACGGUGAAAGUGAUGUGCACAAAAUUGAGCUGGAGGCGUUUGGGAAGACGUUGAACCUAGUUUUAAGGAGGCAAGAGGGUUUGCUGAAAAAGGAUGGGCUGAGGAUGUGGAAGGCGCUGACGAAUGAGUCACAACCCCAUGGUGUGGACUAUGAGGAGAUGGUGACGGAAGGCGAAGAAGACCUGGGUGAAUUGUAUCAUGAUGAUGAGAACGGAGCUGCCUUGUUGAUUCGACGACACCCGAAGCAUGGAAAACUUGUUGUGGAAGGCUCCAUCGGUCACGACCUGCUGAUCAGGCCUAUUCCUGAUUCAAUAACCGCACCUGACGACGAAAUGUUCCUGGACCCUAGUAGCAUGGCUGACAUGGUUUCCAUUGACACAGGAUUGCCCUUAGUUAAGAGAAAUAAGAGCGCCCAAGAAGAAUUACAAAAGAAGCUCCAAGGCGCUCAACAUGUCAUCAUCAAGCGUGAUCCUGAGACAGGAGACCACGAAAGCGACUAUGCUUUCAUGGAGCCAGAUCACCUCAGUAAAAGGUUUAGGCGGCGACGCUCCACAGACUCUCACAGCCGGCGGAAACGGGAAGCGCCUUACGUCAUCUACCCGGAAAUACUCGUCAUUGUUGACUAUGACGGAUACAGGUUGCACGGUGGAGACAAUCUACAAAUUAAACGAUACUUCGUGUCAUUCUGGAAUGGAGUCGAUCUUAGGUACAAACUGCUUAAAGGGCCCAGAAUACGAAUCUCAAUUGCUGGUAUUAUUAUUUCUCGGGGUCGAGAUGCGACGCCGUAUCUCGAAAGAAAUCGAGUUGGUCGUGACGCAAUUGACUCUGCCGCUGCGUUGACAGAUAUGGGCAAGUAUCUGUUCAGGGAGAGACGACUGCCAGUAUACGAUAUUGCAGUUGCCAUCACAAAACUAGACAUGUGCAGGAGACAAUACGCGAACGAUGCGUGCAAUAGAGGGACAGCAGGUUUUGCGUACGUCGGCGGCGCAUGCGUCGUCAACAAGAGAUUGGAAAAAGUGAAUUCGGUUGCCAUAAUCGAGGACACUGGUGGUUUUUCUGGUAUCAUUGUCGCUGCUCAUGAAGUUGGACACUUAUUGGGCGCGGUCCACGAUGGAAGUCCGCCCCCAUCGUACCUGGGAGGUCCUGGAGCUGAGAAGUGCAGAUGGGAAGACGGGUUCAUCAUGUCAGACCUUCGUCACACGGAGAAGGGCUUCCGGUGGUCCCCAUGCAGUGUGCAGAGCUUCCAUCAUUUUUUGAAUGGUGACACGGCAACGUGUUUAUACAACUCACCUCAUGAAGACGAUUCCCUACCGAGGGUACUUCCUGGGCGGCUACUCACACUAGACGCACAGUGUAGGAAAGAUCGGGGAACCAGUGCGUGUUUCAAAGAUGAGCGGGUGUGUGCGCAAUUAUUCUGUUUCGACGCGGCAAGUGGUUACUGCGUGGCUUACAGACCCGCUGCUGAGGGGUCCCCAUGUGGGGACGGACAGUACUGUAUUAACGGAAGGUGUAUCACCGAGAACGAGAACAUAAUUCCGGAUUACUCCCAACACACGCCGAGUUACGUCCGACCUGAGACCAGCCCCUUCUACGGAAAUAUUACAAGUAGCGAAGAUACAACACAGCCAUACGUACCCAGUACAGAACCACCCAACCAACAAAACUAUUACAAAUCGCCAGAAACAACAACAGAAAACCCAUACCACUACUACACGCAAGAACCAAAACGCGUUGAGAAAAGCACAGAAGCAACAAAAUUCCCACCAUCACUGAACCUAUACUCCGUAUCGACCACACGAAGUCCAUACGAUUUCCAAGAUUUCUAUUCGAGAACCACGGCAGAACCCAAACGGGGCUUCUUCAGCAAGGGCGAUCUUGAGAGCUACUUCUCUCGGACGACGAAGAGCCCCUACCAGGACAAGGGUGUCCAAUCCGUCUUCAAAUUUGGAACGUAUUAUUCCCAAAAAUCGUCGGAUAACUCCAUAAGACCAGAUGCUAACUCGCAGCAAGUACAAAUUGAGCCAGCGAGAUUAGUUUACUCGUAUCAGAGAAAUUUGACGGAUCGUGUGUAAUGUGGUAGCCGCCAUUAGCAAAUCGAGCGGGAAACAUAACUGAAGACUGCUAGCUGGAUAACAGAAGAAAUGGCGCUAAAACGCCUUGUCUAUGAAAGUCCAGCCUUUAUAUUUGCAGAUUGUGACGUGUUCGCAUAUUAAAUUUGAAUAUUACCCGAUAAAUAUUAAAUAGGCAUAUUUUACAAUAGCUUUUUUUAAUAUUUAUAUUUUUUAAAUAUUAGCAAAAAUAAGUAUUCUUUAUAUUGUAUUUGCGGUGCUUGAUGUUUGUUUUUAGCUGAAGUCAGCCUUAUUAAAAAAGAAAGAGGGAUGAUUAUUUUAACAAUACUUCUUAAUAACAUUUAGUUACUUAUAAUAUAACUAAGUAAUUAUGUUGUCAAGAUGUACCAUAAUAAUGAGAAAAAAUAGGUUUAAUAUAACCUAAUAUUUUGUUCACCUUUAAAAUUUUAUAAUGCAUAACUGUCUAUCUGUCUAUGGCUAGAAUAGAAUUAAAAUGUAUUCUUGAAUUAGUGUCAGGUAAAAUCGUUAUAUAAUUGCAAUUAUAAAUUUAAAUUUGAUAAUGGGUAAUAUUCAAACUUCAGCGGGUAAAAUAUGCGAAACACUAGUUUGUUUGAAACGUGUCUGACAACUCCCAGGCAUUGUUGUGAGUGAUAUUACAAUGUGAUUGUGUAAUGAACUUUAAGUACAUUAGUUUGUAAAUAAAAUACGACGAACAAGAUCAAGGAUUAGCUGUAAUACUUUAGUCUAUGGUAUUUCGUUUAAAAACGGUUGUAUAAUAGUAUUUUUUUAAGAAUAUAAAGAAACUGCCAAGAAGUGCCUUUUAAGAAAUAGUUUAAUUUAGGAUUAUAUAACCUGGAAUAUCAUUGAAGAACAGUGAACUACUUUAUUUUUAUAGAAAAGGCAGCGGGGUUUCACUUAUCUAUAUUUUCUAUGCGACUGGAUCGCACUUUUACUCUUACCCUUAUAUCCGAUUUUACGACAAUGUUUACUCCUUGCCAUUGUUGACACAAUAGUCUGUAAUUUUUGUUUUUCAUAAUUAUUUAUGACAUAGAUAAUAAAAGUUACCAUAGAUUAGUUUGGCAAUUAAAACUGUUACUUGCCAACUAUUUAUUAUUUUCUAUUUAUGUAUUCUUUCGUCCUAUAU
Pieris rapae (cabbage white) is the source of this 3808-nucleotide messenger RNA. It is a transcript of the gene Adamts-like, whose product is annotated as A disintegrin and metalloproteinase with thrombospondin motifs 16. The coding region runs from base 238 to 2667 and encodes 809 amino acids. The transcript is spliced from 18 exons. Lineage: Eukaryota; Metazoa; Arthropoda; Insecta; Lepidoptera; Pieridae. The record is from RefSeq and is a predicted model, not a curated record. Gene Ontology annotation, molecular function: metalloendopeptidase activity. Gene Ontology annotation, biological process: proteolysis.